Mytilinidion resinicola is the source of this 1410-nucleotide messenger RNA. Its product is annotated as cyclin-domain-containing protein. Gene Ontology annotation, molecular function: cyclin-dependent protein serine/threonine kinase regulator activity; protein kinase binding. The record is from RefSeq and is a predicted model, not a curated record. Gene Ontology annotation, cellular component: cyclin-dependent protein kinase holoenzyme complex; nucleus. The transcript has 3 exons. Lineage: Eukaryota; Fungi; Ascomycota; Dothideomycetes; Mytilinidiales; Mytilinidiaceae. The annotation marks the transcript as partial. Gene Ontology annotation, biological process: regulation of cyclin-dependent protein serine/threonine kinase activity.
AUGGGAUCCGUCGUGCUCAGCGAGGUUGGAGGACUCCACUUCCACAAUACCAUGUUUGGUGCCAACGCGCAUCACCAGCCGCAGGAAUCCCCCGCAGUCUCAAUCCACCAUCCGAAAGCACCGUUGCGUCCGUCGCCGCAAGCCACUGCAAACCCGCCGGCGGGGGUGACCGCAGACACCCCCAUGGCAGAGCCCAUAGGAGGCAUAUCUGGCCCAGAGACUCCCGCUUCUCACUCACAGCAGCAUCGAGGUCCCGGAGACGUAGCACCACAGAGUGCCAGCACUCAGCAGUCACAGCAGCCGCCGCCCAGCCCGCGUUUCAGGCCUCACUCGCAGCAACAAACACCUACCUUUACUCAGAACGCGAAUACGUUCGCCAAUCCUCGGCCGGUACCUUCUACAACGCCCUCCUCCACCCAGCACUCCCCAGUGAAUCCUCUCCGAUCACCCAGUGAAUCCAUCUCCGCUUCUCCGCGGCGGAUAAAAGUGAAAAGCCUGUCACACAUCCAAAGCUUCGCAACCGACGAAUCGAGCCCCUUUUCACAGACAAGGUCGUUAUCACGGCGACAGCGGCGAGACCCGAAUGAUGUUGGUCCGCAGUAUGAAAUCAGUGAAAUGCCGGUUACAGAUAUCAUUGAGAUGGUAGCCGGUUUAUUAACAAAGAUAACAACGACAAACGACAGGCAACAUGAACAUUUGCAUCGACAGAUCCCGCCUCCUGAAGGGACGACUGGCCUCAGCCCGCAGACCACGAGCGUGUUAGCUUUCCAUGGGAAGAAUGUGCCAAGCAUCUCGAUCUUGAGCUAUCUAAGUCGGAUACAUAAAUAUUGUCCGACGACUUACGAAGUCUUCUUAAGCCUCUUAGUGUACUUUGACAGGAUGACAGAAAGAUCCUUGGAGCGUGUACAGGCCGGUGAUGGUAGCCGACACAGCUCCAUAUCUUCCGCCCACUUGACAGGGCACUCUUCUCCACAUGCCAGCUCACAAUUAGCCCAAGCAGCCACGCCUCCACCAUCAGGAUCUCUGGGAAAACCUGCCGAACCCGGGCCUCAAGAAGCUCAUCCACCAUCUCCUCCCCACCACAUCGAGCCCGCACUGGAGUCUGACCCUUACAAUCUAUCACACUUCUUUGUGGUUGACAGCUUCAAUAUUCAUCGGUUGGUAAUUGCUGGCGUGACGUGCGCUAGCAAAUUCUUCUCAGACGUCUUCUACACAAAUUCCCGAUACGCAAAGGCAAGCAACUCAGUUGGAGGUUUGCCAUUAAUUGAGCUGAACCAUCUCGAACUGCAGUUCCUUCUCCUGAACGAUUUUCGGCUUGCCGUUCCUUUAGAAGAAAUGGAGGCCUAUGGCACGAUGCUGGUUGAGUUUUAUGCACGAGAGGUGGUCGCGCAACAGCAUGCUCAACAAAGC